This is a messenger RNA of Iphiclides podalirius (scarce swallowtail), 507 nucleotides long. Lineage: Eukaryota; Metazoa; Arthropoda; Insecta; Lepidoptera; Papilionidae. The record is from the annotation of a GenBank genome assembly.
AUGAUGUAUUCUCUCGUGGCGUUAUUGUUCCUCUCGACCGGCAUCGUUCAUAGCAGCCGACUGCCUCACGUUUUUAACAAACUGCGAGUCGGGAGGUAUCCUCGGACGAUAAAUUUCGAUAACAGGCCUCUGAGGUUGCACGAGAAAAACCAAUUUUACACCAUCUACGAGAACUUUCCGCUGCGAAAAAAUUUGAGAUUCGAUGACAUUACGUCACUUUUCCCGCCAAAAGCCAAAAUCGUAACAGAUUCGCUAGAAAAUACGUUCGAUGAGAACGGCAUGAUAUUAUUGACACGUCCGCGCAAUGAUGAAGACAGAUUAUUGAACGAAUUGCUUAACGAUGUCAUUUUAUACAAAGCAGCGAAGAACGAGAGAGCUCUAAGAGAUGGGAAGCGGGGAGUUAACAGGAAAGAAUCUUUGAAAAACGUAUUAAGAAGUAACGACAAUUCGAACUUCGACAGCGCUGCGACGCCGAAACUUGUGUUCGAUUUUAACGAAAUUGUAGGU